Molecule: messenger RNA, 2831 nt
Organism: Gadus macrocephalus (Pacific cod)
Lineage: Eukaryota; Metazoa; Chordata; Actinopteri; Gadiformes; Gadidae
Gene: ddr2l
Product: discoidin domain receptor family, member 2, like
Exons: 13
Coding region: 310-2007 (565 amino acids)
Biological process (GO): multicellular organism development; cell surface receptor protein tyrosine kinase signaling pathway; positive regulation of kinase activity
Cellular component (GO): signaling receptor complex; membrane
Molecular function (GO): protein tyrosine kinase collagen receptor activity; collagen binding; ATP binding
Source: RefSeq, a predicted model, not a curated record
GUUUGGGGCGGGAGUCUCAAGAUCCCGUCCCCCCGUUCCUUCCUAUUCCUCCUUCUCUUCCUCCUCCUCUUCCUUCUCCUCGGCGGAAGCGGGAUAUGAUGUAAAAUUAGAGUGAAACUCUUUUUGUUUGAGCAGAUCCUCCGAUGCAAUUGUUGUAUUUGCCGCAAAGACCUUCAGCGUUCGGUGAUCAGGAUUUCUUCCUCCUCUUCCUCCUCUUCAUCACCUCCUCCGGAGGUCGGCCGGCGGCGGGAGCAGCGCUGCUGCCAGAGAUGUAGUGUGUGUGUGCGUCGCUGUGAUCGGCGGACCAUCAUGCACCUCUUCUUCCUGCUGAUCCUUCAAGUCACCGCAACUUCCGCUCAGAUAGACCCUGUACACUGCCGCUCUGCCCUUGGCAUGCAUGAUGGCCGUAUCAAGGACAGUGACAUCACAGCUUCCAGCCAAUGGUACGAGACGACCGGUCCCAAGUACGCCAGGCUCAACAGGGAGGGGGGUGAUGGCGCCUGGUGUCCUGAAGGCGAGCUGGAGCCGUCGGACAGCCAGUACCUCCAGGUGGACCUGGGUCAGCUGACCUUCCUGACGGUGGUGGGCACUCAGGGCCGCUACGCCCGCAGCAGUGGGAAGGAGUACGCCCGGGCGUACCGGCUGGCCUACAGCCGCGACGGGACCCUGUGGAGGGCCUGGAGGAACCGCCAGGGCAACCCUGUGGUGGAGGCCAACAGUGAUGCAUACAACGCCGUCAUCAAAGACCUCCACCCUCCCAUCAUCACGCAGUUCGUCCGCAUAAUUCCGGUGACGGAGGUCUCCGCCCCCGUCUGCAUGAGGGUGGAGCUCUACGGCUGCCCCUGGGAAGACGGGCUGGUGUCGUACAGCGGUGCGGAGGGCCAGGUCAUGGGGCCUCCGGGCUACGCCCUCGCCAGCCUCAACGACUCCAUCUACGACGGGAUGCUCCACAGGAGGAGGCUGUCUGGGGGGCUGGGCCAGCUGACGGACGGAGUGAUUGGCCAGGACGACUUCCUGCUGACGCGGCAGUACCAGGGCUGGCCGGGCUACGACUACCUGGGCUGGAGGAACGACUCGCUGAGUACCCUGGGGCACGUGGAGAUGGAGUUCAUGUUCCAGAGUCAGAGGAACUUCACCUCCAUGAAGGUCCACAGUAACAACAUGUUUUCUCGUGGUGUGAAGAUCUUCUCCUCGGUGUCCUGUUGGUUUAAGUCCCGCCCCCUGGGGGUCUGGGGGGCGGGGCCUGUGGUGUUCCACACGGUAUUGGACGACCGUAACCCGAGCGCGCGCUAUGUGACGGUGCCGCUGGGCGGCCGCAGCGCCUCCGCCCUCCGCUGCCGCUUCGCCUUCGCCGACGUCUGGAUGAUGUUCAGCGAGGUCUGCUUCCUGUCCGGUAAGUACACACUCUGCACUACACACCACCACACUACACAACACUCAGGUAAAGGGAUCAGGCUAACACAUGCUAGCAACAUACCCUCCGUCAGCCUGUCGGACCUGCUCCACAUGUCGGUCCAGAUCUCCUCAGGGAUGAGGUAUCUGGCCUCGCUGAACUUCGUACACCGCGACCUGGCCUCCAGGAACUGCCUGCUGGACCGCCGUCUCACCAUCAAGAUCGCCGACUUCGGGAUGAGCCGCAACCUGUACAGCAGCGACUACUACCGCAUCCAGGGGCGCGCAGUGUUGCCCAUCCGCUGGAUGGCCUGGGAGAGCAUCCUACUGGGUAAGUUCACCACGGCCAGCGAUGUGUGGGCGUUCGGAGUGACGCUGUGGGAGGUGUUCACCAUGUGCAAGGAGCAGCCCUACAGCCUGCUGUCGGACCAGCAGGUCAUCCAGAACACCGGAGAGUUCUUCAGGAACCAGGGCAGACAGGUCCUCCUCUAUGCCCCGCCCCUCUGCCCCCCCUCCCUCUUCAAGCUGAUGAUGUGCUGCUGGGGCCGCGACGCCGACCAGAGGCCCAGCUUCGAGGGCCUGUACCGGGCCCUGAGGCCCCACGCCGACCAGUGACCCCCCCCCGGGCCCCACGCUGACCAGUGUGACCCCCCGGGGCCCCACGCCGACCAGUGUGACCCCCGGGGCCCGGGGCCCCACGUUGACCAGUGACCCCCCCCCGGGGUCACACACCGACCAGUGACCCUCCCCCGGCCCCGGGGCCCCACGCCGCCCAGUGAGACCCCCCCGGGCACCAUGCCGACCAGUGAGACCCCCCCGGGCCCCAUGCCGACCAGUGAGACCCCCCCCCCCCCGGGGCCCCACGCCGCCCAGUGAGACCCCCCCGGGGCCUACCCCGACCAGUGACCCCCCCCGGGCCCCACGCCGCCCAGUGAGACCCCCCCGGGCCCCAUGCCGACCAGUGAGACCCCCCCCCGGGGCCUACCCCGACCAGUGACCCUCCCCCGGCCCCGGGGCCCCACGCCGCCCAGUGAGGCCCCCCCGGGGCCCCACCCCGACCAGUGACCCCCCCCGGGCCCCACGCCGACCAGUGAGACCCCCCGGGGCCCCACGCCGACCAGUGUGACCCCCUGGGGCCCCACGCCGACCAGUGUGACCCCCCCCCCCCCCCCCGGGGCCCCACCCCGACCAGUGAGACCCCCCAGGGGGGAGGGAGGAGACAUCAGGGGGGAGACAGCAGGGGGGACUAAAGGAGAGGGGGGGAGACCAGGGGGGAGUCAGGGGGGGGGGGGACACCAGGGGGCAGGGGGUGUGGUUUGAAAGAGGGAGGGGCCUAUUUGCUGAUCGGUUCCGUCUCUUUUCCUCUGGACUGAAACGUCUUCAGACUUCUCCAGAUAUAUCUCACUUGUUAUCGUCUAUAAAGAAUACUAUCUGUGGUU